CAACUGUAUGCAUUUUUUUGUGGAUGUAUAUCCAUUGUUUCAAAGAGCAGGUUGCUCGCAUGAUUCGAUGUUUUGGUUGGAACAAAAUUGAGCGGAUGUAACCGCUUGUCUCCUCCAAUCAAAAGAAAAGAAAAGGGAUUAUUGAUCUCUAAUUCACUGUUCAUUGCAAGAAAACCCUUGGUUUCUGAUUUGAUCAGUGUGUUCAUUCCGUUAGAAAAGAAAAUGGUUGGUAGCACCCCCGAAGUAUGGAGUCCAACUCACGAGGAUGAUGACGAUGACGUCAUAGAGGUCACUAAUAUCGAAUCAGAUCCGGAGAUCAUUGAUCUCUCUACUCCCGAAAUGGAGUUUGACAAUGAAGAGUGGUUCGAUUUUUAUGACGAUAGCGGGGAUUUGCUAUAUAAUGACAUUGGUGGAGAGCAUCCAACCAAUUAUUGGACUCUAGAUGAUAUACUCAUCUAUGAUUGGUACUCACUGGGUCCUAAUGUGGAUGAUUUGGGCACCCAUGUGGACUCGAUGGAGAGUAUAGGGGAAGAAGAGGAAGUUGAGGAAUCGGAGAAAGAGGAGGAGUACUCCGACAUAGCGACCGAUGAAUGCCUCUCUGAUCCUGACUUCGACCCCAAGAAUCCUUAGGAUUCUUCUAUAUGUAUUGUAAUCUCCUUUGAGGAGUAGACAUAUGUAUGUGUGUGUAUAUAUACAUACGGUAUUAGUAGGUGUGUACCUAUGUAAUUCAUGUAUUUACAUGAUGAAUGAAGGACAAAUGUUCUUAUCACCCAAGUGGAAAAUUAGUUGGAUAAAACCUUACGAGUUUGUUUGGUUCCAAAAUUAAUCACAAAGUUUUAAUGCUUUUAUUGCAUUGGUCCAUCUCAAUUAUGUGGCAUGGAUGAAUGACAAUUGUACCAAUUUAAUUUGGACACUUUUUCCAUUCAAGGUGAUGCAUGAGAUGAUGGACGUACUUAUGAUAGUCCUUCAUGGACUCUAAGUAACGGUGGUUUGGAUAGUAAUAAACUAUCUAGUGGGAAACUAUGAACAAUCAUAGGUGUGUAAAACCUAUGGCGCAUGGCAAGUGGGGACUUGUGAGUCAAGUCUAUCUAAGCCAGAAUGUUUGCAUAGGUUAUGUUCAAAUUAAGUUGAACAUAGUUAUGAAAGAGUAUACCUCCAAUGUGUUGGAGAUGAAAUUUGGUUAAUGCACGUUUAAAGGAUUGCAUUACCAGUAAGCCAUAAGUGAUAAGGAAUUAUAAUUCCUAAGAUGCUUGUGAUGACAUAAUAAUUUGUUUAGGACUUGAUGUUUCUUAUGCCAUGAGGGCAAGGAAAAUGAAGCUAUGAUUGAUCCUUAUAGGGAUUUAAUAAGCUUGCCAAAUGAUGGUUGUCAUCAAGAUAAGCAUUAGGUCAGAAUUGUUUAUGACCUAUGAUUAUCAACGUGAAGCUCAUUGACAGAAUUGUUUAUGGUAUAUAUAGAUAUAUAUCAUUGGAAAACAAUUUGGCAUGAGAGCUCAAUUGAGAUGAUCUUAUUAAACUUAAAAGUCUGGAUUACUUAUGGUAUAUUUAUGAAGUUUAUUCCAUUGGAAAGUAAUUAGACAAUUGAAUUAGAAAUUCGUUUGAAUUACUUGUGGUAUAUCAUGUUACAUAAAUGAAAUGUUAUUGGUAAGUAAUUAGUGGGAUUUCCAUUCCUGGAAUGCAUCUGAAUUACUUAUGACGUCUCAAGUUGCCUUGAGCAAUACCAUUGGUAAGUAAUUGGAUGAUAUUUCUAAUAAAAUCUUAAUUGUUUGUGGUAUGCUAAUCGAGUGAGAUCAUACCAUUGGUAACCAAUUAGAUACAUAUAGUGGUUGGCAAGUUCAAUAAGUAAAACCAUGGAAAAUAAAUGGGAUUAUUCCAUGAUGUUUGGCAAAGGGUAGAAUUGUGGGGGAGAAGAGCUAGCCAUUGUUUCGGCUACUAUCUCAAGACCCUACAAUGGGACGCUAACCUAUCCAUAAGACAAAAUUGGAAAGGUAAACGAAGUCAUACUUGAAAGUAUGAAGGUGUCCAAUGAGAAAGUGAGAGUCCUUAAACCUUGUGGAGUUAACCCAGUCAAAGGGUAUAACUUAUGAGUAAACUCUAGCAUAUAUUGACGUUAUGUCAGAAAGCUAGAAUAUUUAUUGAUGUUGAUCCACUCUUCCAAAGAGAUGAUUUUGACCAUAUACAUGAAUGUAUAUGAACAACAUUCCCCAAACCGGAAACGUUGGUUUCAACAACUAUGGCGAAAUAGUUGAAAUGUGGGGGAUAAAUUGGGGAGAAGUAAUGUGGAAUGUCGCUUGGCUGAUUCUAAAGUGAAAGUGAUACUUAGAAGUUUUGCGUAAACCCUAAGCUAAGUCAUAAAUGUCACUACAUUUAAAGAGAUACUGGUGAAGCUCAAGUACUCUAAGGUUAAUGAAGUGGAGAGACUUCAAUACCGUUGGCAUGUGUUAAUUUCUAUAUAUGACUUGUGUGGCAAGAAACAUACUUUUGUGAA
Molecule: messenger RNA, 2485 nt
Organism: Linum trigynum
Lineage: Eukaryota; Viridiplantae; Streptophyta; Magnoliopsida; Malpighiales; Linaceae
Source: the annotation of a GenBank genome assembly